Messenger RNA from Rhodofomes roseus, 489 nucleotides. RefSeq lists its product as uncharacterized. The annotation marks the transcript as partial. The transcript is spliced from 3 exons. NCBI's taxonomy places the organism in Eukaryota, Fungi, Basidiomycota, Agaricomycetes, Polyporales, Fomitopsidaceae. The record is from RefSeq and is a predicted model, not a curated record.
ACACUCCGACGUCACCUGGCUGCGCACCACCGGGCGAGUUACCACAAGUGGUGCGACAAGAAUAAAUUCGAAUCAAAGCUAGAAGAUGACAUCAAGGCGCGAGCGGCAGCCACCUCGCAGAAGCAGACAAAUCUAGACGGUCAUGUACGCACGACGACUCGCAAAGAAGACGAGGUUACGUACUCCGAGAGCGCUUUCCGGAGUGCCGCAGUUAAGUGGCUUAUCGCUACUGAUCAGCCUAUUGCCGCGUUUGAACACCCCGCGUUCAUUACAAUGAUCAACAUCGCCUCCCGCGCAAAAGGUGCCGUGACACUUCCAAAGCGCGCAGCCACACGCCGCGAGAUCAUAGACAUGUUCCAUAAAUAUAUGAGGGACUUGAAGACACGUUUCUCAGUGAGCAAAACAACAUACAUUUGUACUGUACAGUGCUUCAAAUACCUAACGUCACUGUUGCCUAGGGCGAGAGUGUUCGCGGUCGCAUCUGCUUAA